GAGUCAGCGGUGCUGACGGCAAGGUGACAAAAGUAGCGGUAGUAGUAGCAGCGGUCGUUGUUGAGCAACAGCCGGGCAGCGACUCGGGCGACGACGACUCAGAUGCCGCAUGGGCCUCGGAGCGCACUCGCAAGCUCCCGCGCUCGCUGCUGCAAGCCUCGGUGACAAGAGCUGAUCAGCUCGUCUCGUCGAGCACGCGACGCUGGAGGUGCUGCAGGGGGCGACGGACGACGACGACGACGCCGACGACCUCGCCACCAGACGAUCGCGUCCCCCGAGCGUCAUCCUCCCCAAGGGCAGCGGAGCAGCAGGACACGGCGACACAAAGCUCGGCAGCGGCGGCGGCCUACGCUCGGUCAGGACGACGGGGCCCGGCACGGGCCCGCUGCAGACAGGGCCCCAGCCCCUGGCGUUGCUGUUACUGCUAUUGCUACGCGCGCAGUCGUUAUACGACUCCGAGUCGAGGAGCUGUCCUGGUAGCGGUCUCACCACCGGCUCGCCGCCGACGAUCGCGACUCGACGCUUCUUAACCGUUAUCAUCGCCAUCUCCGGGGCCAAGAUUAUUGCCGCUAUCAGCGAGCUGGGAAAUCGAGCAGCAGCAGCAGCAGCAGCACUAGCCACGAUAGGCCGGGGCCCGAGACACCGUCAGCGCCGAACUAUCGUCAGGCAGAUUAGCAGGCGACGAAAAAAGAAGAGGCGAAGGAUACGUAGGUGCAGCGUAGCGUCGUCAGCAAAUUGGACAGAGGCACGUCGGAAAAAGCAAAAAAUUUGUGUCUCAACAAUAGCAGUGGUGGUAACUGAUCGACGGACUAAUUGCGCCAAAUCGAAUCUACGACUGAAAUUCAAAAUCAGACCACAACUUUGAUUAAGGCCUCCGACCUGACGACGCACAAGAAACACAUACACGCGCGUUUAGCAUAGAAAAAUACUACCUACAAAUUACGCACACUUUCAAGCAUUGUACAUUGUAGAAAAAUUCUCUCAACGAUAGUCGAUGUCAUCUAGUGUGCUUAAGAUUUCUUCGAGUGAAGUUUUUACAAGCAAGUUAAUACGUAAUUUCGUCUCGAUUAGUUUUUCAAUUUUUCUAGUUUAACACGACGCAUUGCGUAUGAAGAGUAAUCAGUGUGUGGUAUAAAAAAAGCCCAGUGUGAUAUUUAUAAAAAAAAAAAAGAAGAAGAAGAAAUUUAAUGAUCAUUGCUAGGUGAUUCGGCACGGCAAAAUAAAGUGUGAUAAGUAUAUGAAUAUAUGAAAAUAAGAAUUAUAAAUAUAUAUGUAGAUGCUAAAAAAGAGGUAUAAAUAAUUAUAGUAAUAACAAAAAAAUUAAUGAUAGUUAAUGCGAUAAAUGUAAAUGGUGUUGUGUCCACGAAAUUUGCGCGAGUGGUGAUUAACACAAGUUAUAAAAAGUUCUUGAAAAAUAAGUGUAGAAUCUAGAAAAGUGCGUUAGUGUGUAGUAGAAAAAAGGCAGAAAGUUAUCGGUAGCUGGAGAGAAGCAGGAGCUAGGAUAGCUCGCUCGCAGGUGGCUGUGUGGAAGUGUCAGUGUUGAAAAAUCGCAUUCCUCGCCCCAAGGCCGAGGAAACAAGGACGCCGGCGUGUGCGAGUACGCGAAAAAACCGUUGCUGGAGGGCGAGGAGCUGCUUUGGGAAAAGGUCAACAGCAUCACCGCAACCACGGCGGCGACGCAGAUUUCCUUGCUGAGCGAGUGUACCCCGAACGGCCGCAAGCUGCUGGACGAAGAGUGCGCGAGCGACUGGGGGCAGCAGCAGGCACCGCACCAGCAGCAGCACCACCCGCACCACCAUCACCAGCAGCAGCAACAGCAACAGCAGCAGCAACAGCAGCAGCAUAGCAUGAGUUCGUACUUCGCCAAUUCCUACAUCCCGGAUCUGCGCAAUGGCGGCGGCGGGGUCGAGCAUCCGCACCAGCAGCACCAGCAUUACGGGGCGGCGGUGCAGGUACCACAGCCCCAGGCCGUGCAGCAGCCCGGGGUGCAGCAGCAGCAGCCCCAGCAGGCCUCGGACCCGUGCGACCCGAGCCUGCUGCGCCAGGGCGGCGUGCCGGGCCACCACGGCGGCUACGGACAGGCCGCCACGGGACAGCAGCCCGGCAUGCCCUAUCCCCGGUUUCCGCCCUACGACCGGAUGGACAUACGCACGGCGGCCUACUACCAGCAGCAGCAGGAGCACGGCAUGGACAUGGCCGGCUACAGGGCCAGCUCGCCGACGGCGGGCAUGGUCGGACACAUGGGACACACGCCGACGCCGGUGAACGGCCACCCGGCGACGACCCCCAUCGUCUACGCCUCGUGCAAGCUGCAGGCCGCGGCGGUUGACCACCAGGGCAGCGUGCUGGAUGGUUCGGACAGUCCGCCGCUCGUGGACGCCCAGAUGCACCAUCAGAUGCACCCGCAGCAUCCGCACAUGCAGGCCCAACAGACGCACCCGCAGCAGCAGCAGCAGCAGCAACCCCAGCCACAGCCACAGCUCCAGCAGCAGCACGCGGCGGCGAUGCAGCAGCAACAGACGCAGCAGCACAUGAUGUAUCAGCAGCAACAGCAGCAGACGCAGGCCGCGCAGCCGCAGCAGACGGCGCUUCACACCCAGCAGCAGCAGCAACAGCACCAGGGCGUCGUGGCGUCGCCGCUGGGCCAGCAGCAGCCGGGUACGCCGCAGGGCGCCAAUUCCGGAAAUCUGCCUAGUCCGCUCUAUCCCUGGAUGAGGAGUCAGUUCGAAAGAAAACGAGGUCGACAAACGUACACGCGCUAUCAGACGCUGGAGCUCGAAAAGGAGUUCCACUUCAAUCGUUAUCUGACGCGGCGUCGGCGCAUCGAGAUCGCCCACGCGCUCUGUCUAACCGAACGCCAGAUCAAAAUCUGGUUCCAGAACAGGCGCAUGAAAUGGAAGAAGGAGACCAAGACGAAGGGCGAGCCCAAUUCCGGGGACGGUGACACCGACAUCUCACCUCAAACUUCGCCGCAGGGUUGACUCUACGAUUAUUCGGAUACGAUUUAAUCCAAUGCGUUCGUAUGAAAACAAAAAUACAUACUAGGGAAUAAAAAAAAGAGACGACGACGGUUAACGAUAAAGCACAAAGACUAUUAUUAAUUAAAUAAAUAAUAUAUACGCGUACAUUGACCAUGCGAAUGCGACGAAGCUAGAAAAGCACAGUCCAAAUACGCUCGUAUCGAGUAAGAGAGACGAUUGAGAGAGAAACGGAAAAUGUUUUGGAGAAAAAGACGCAGCCGCAGGAGAGCGUGUUUCGCGCCACUCUCAACGGAACAAGCCAAUCAACUUAUUUCUUUGACGUAUCAUCGUGCACCUACUUACCUUUUCGGGCUUUCUCUCCUCUCAUUCGCAUAUUUCCUUCCCAUUCGAAAGCACGUUGUAUAGGAACAAAAAAGUACUACAAAAUGAAAACGCUUAACUUGUCGGUUGUUACAAACAAGCUGCUCGUACCAAAUAUUGAAAGAGGAGGGAGAGACUUAAUAUUGUGAAUAUUAUUAGUUAUGCCCACAUUAACGUGUUCUGUUUUUUUAUUUAAAUAAUUCAUUUUAUUAGGUUCUAACGAAAAUGAAAACCAGUAAAACCCCAAGGCUUUUUAUCCUACGCGAUGUGUACGCAUAAUGCAUUGAACGAAUAAUUACCUGUUAAUGAGAGCCGAGAUAUGUUGAAAGAAAAAUUGUACAUGAGUGAUUAUCAACGAGAUAAUUGGGAAACGUGUGUUGUCGUUUAUUACCUUAAAAAUUGACGGGAAUAUGCGCAAUUAAAAUUAAAAUACGUUUAUACAAAUUAUAAUUUGUCUCGUCGAGGGUAUUUUAUAAUCGAAAGUCUUGUAUCAAAAUAUUGAGUUGAGGCGAUGUACAUUGGCCGUGAAAAAAAUCGUGCUUUAAAAUGCAUUGAAAAUUUUUAUUUAACGACCAUUUUAUAAAGAGUGAAGUGCAUGUGAAUUCUGUGUGUCUGGAAACGAAAUAUUCUUGUAAUGUUAUUAUAUAGAUACAUAUAACAAAAAAAUUAUCGAUGUCUCUUUUAUGUAGAAAGAAAAAAAUUAGCACUGGUAAACACUCGUACGAAGAAAGUCCGCGUGAAUCCAAAAGAUUUGAAGGCAGGAAAAUGUUGGAUUUUGGUUAUAUUUAUAAUUCUAUAAGUAUAAUUGUCGAUAAUGAUAAUUACGAUAGGAUUUGACAAUAAAAUCCGAUGGUAAUUAAUCAUUAUAAACGUGCGUGUAAUUCAUAAUCUAAUCAUUAAGUAUGUAUCGUGCUAGAGGCGUAAACGUCGCGUAGCAUCCAAUAGUAAUUGUAUACAUAUUAUUUUUGUCUUUUCGUGGCUAGUUGUAGAUAUUAUACAUACGAAUUACUAAGGGCUAAUAUAAAUGCGAAGGGUCAAAUAGAGAGAGAAUCAUGCAUUAUUACAAAUACAUACGAUAUAUUUCGUCGUCUUUUUUGUGUAGCGCGAUUUGUAUACAACUUCAUGUAGGACACACAUCGCUUGCCGAACCUUUUGUCUAAAGAUUCUGUUUCGUACGGUUUAUGAAUGAGAAUGUUUGGUUUCUUUGUUUUUUUAAUUUUCACUGUAAUAUCGUAUUUUUUUUAUCGAUCGGCGGCUGAAUUGAGCCUCGCCAGGUUUCGAUUUAUUUUGCAAAAACGGUGACUUGACGUGGAAACGUGCUAAACGGUGUAACGAGCGACUUUCGUUCGAUAUGGUUUUUACCUCUUCGCUUUCAUCUCUUUGACCGGUGCCAUUGUACAUUAUUAUUACUAUUACUAUUUAUUAUUCUCCCAAGUACACAAAACCAAAUAUUAGAUUUUAAGUUUUCAGAAUGAACGAUAUCGGUCUAAGGUAAUUUAUAUAUUAUACAUACAUGAUAUAAAUAUAUAUUUGUAUAAAUUUGUCACUAUAUGAAGUUAAAUAGUUAAUGUGGAUAAUUAAUCAAUUAAGAGAAAUAAAAGUAAUUUAAAAAAAAAAGUAUUGUAUCAAUUGAGGCUCUUGGGGUGGUGUAUGGAGUCGGUAAUAGUUAACACGCGACAGUCAAAAAGGCCAAAAAAUGUCGAGAGCGCAGGUGCACAAUAAUCGGGCUAUCAGCCAGGGCAAGUCACGUAAAAAGCCUUCUUUUAUUUCCUUCUUACCCACCAGUUGCCGUAAAUUUCGCCAUCUCGAGUCAUCCCAGUUUCAACAAUCUGGGUUAAAUGAAAAAAAAAAAAAAUUAAUAAAAUAAAACCGAAAGUAAAAAGCAAUGAUCGGAACUCUGUAGGAAAAUUUUUUCGAACGUUAGAUAGAAGGCGUGACGCAUUGAUAUACGUAUGUAUGUUGAUAGCUAUAUGAAUAUUACACAUAUGAAUAUUUAUAUGCAUAUGCAUAUUAAUAAACGAUAUGUAUAGCAUUUCGCUGGGUCCGAUUGCGUACCACCUCUCGCGACCUUGAUCUCGGUACCAUUGAGUCUUCUCUUAUAUGCGUAGAUGAUGAUGAGUGUUACAUGGUACAAUAAAAAGUGAAAAAAAAUCGUGAGUACGAUACAUUCAGCAAAGAGUCUCUGAGCCUGUUAAACGUAGCUUCGUUGCAAUGGACUCUUUGUACACCGAUGACAUGCGUAGCUCAAUUUCUUUGUAAGCCUAGUCCAAUGAUAAGAUAUACAUUGUAAAUUUUAAUCUGUAUCUUAAUUAUUGAUAAAUAUUCUAAAGUUUUGGUUAAAAGAUGUAAUAAACUUGAGCUUUUACAACAAAAAAAAAACUUUUUAUCGAAUUUUCAUUUUUUUUUUACUCUGUAUUCUGUACGAAGAAGUCCGCACUGAGAUAUCCAUUAACAGGUGAACUUUUGACAUUUUACCAAGGCGUAAUGAUCAUCAUCAUCAUUGCCACUAUGUAAAUAAACGAAAAAGACGUUAUUAGUUCGAUAAAACUUAAAAUAAUCGACUGGUCGAGCGCGAUUGUAUACUCCUUGAAUGAUUUUAGAAAUAUUUUUCUUAUUUUCUCCGAUAAAAUGUAUGAACAUAUGCGGAUGUUGAAAAGGGCCGAAAGUCUCUUUUGUAAAAAACUUUUGCUUCACGGAUACGUGGCUAAGUUACCAACGACACACGAUCGUACGCUUUUACGUUUUUAUUUGUUUACGUUUACUUUUUCCGAUCGCGCGAAAACAUUACGGAAGAAAGGUGUAAGUUCGAAUACACACACACACACACACACACACACACACACAUCUUAUACACACACACACACAAACAUACACAUAAACACACACCCACUGAAACGUUCGUUCAUUUCGUCGCUUAUAUUCGCUUUUGAUAUAAAAAUAUCGAGAAGCGCGCAGCACCCAAUAUUAUCGUUAUUACGCUUUUCUACGCGCGCUGAAACCAUAAAAAAACCGUCCGAUAUCAUGUGCUACGAAGAAAGCUCUAUAUAUACGUAAAAAGGCGCGUCCACAAAGCUCGCGUCGACAAUUUCUAUAUACGUAAAGGAUUUGUGCUCGUUACUAACGUGUAAUCGACAUGUAAGUCAAAAAAAUGUAUUCUCAAAUCGUAUUAUUAAAUAAUUACUGUGUGUAAUAAAACUAGUGCCGCGGAGCUUCUUGAAUCACACGAGGUCUGCAUGGCACGUUGUGACCAUGUAUACUCAGAAUAUACGCCGAUGAAUGAACUAACGUCGUAGUUAAACGAUUUAGAUAAUCCUGAUCAUCCGCACAUGAAAAAUAAAACAUAUAUAUAAUCCAAGUUGUACAUGUGAAUCGCGCGUCGUGACAAAAUAUUGUGCUGUGUUGUAAAAUUAGUUUGUCACUUACAUAGGUUUUUAUUAUUCACGAAUAAAGUAUGAAGGAAGGCGAGUAGAUAAAAGUGAGUGAAAGAAAGACGAUAAUGUUUAAGGAGCGUAAAGAAAACGAUAUACGUAAAUUGAGAUAAUACAAUAUUACAAUUAUAUAAAAUAUGUAUACACAGGUUUAAAUAUACGAAAAAAAGGAGAAACAAUUAUCGAUUUUAGAUUGAACGCGUGAGAUUUUUCGAUGAUAAAAUGCGGUCGUACGUUAAAUGCAUAAUAAAAAGAUUUAAAAUACGCCCUGUGCAAAUGUACGACUUUAUUAAUUAAACUUGAAUAAAAAUUAUACGCAUUAAAAUUAUGAAAAUAAGUCAAA
Messenger RNA from Trichogramma pretiosum, 7112 nucleotides. RefSeq names its product homeotic protein antennapedia-like. The record is from RefSeq and is a predicted model, not a curated record. Bases 1848 to 2981 code for a protein of 377 amino acids. The transcript is spliced from 3 exons. Gene Ontology annotation, cellular component: nucleus. NCBI's taxonomy places the organism in Eukaryota, Metazoa, Arthropoda, Insecta, Hymenoptera, Trichogrammatidae. Gene Ontology annotation, biological process: negative regulation of transcription by RNA polymerase II; anterior/posterior pattern specification. Gene Ontology annotation, molecular function: DNA-binding transcription factor activity, RNA polymerase II-specific; RNA polymerase II cis-regulatory region sequence-specific DNA binding.